AUGUUUAGAGCCAUUCGGCGGCUGCAUCAGGUCGCGAAAACAUCCGCAAGCACCGAGAAACAGUUCGUCAGCACCCAGGCUACCAGAAUGGACUUCUCACAGCCUUUCGAAGAGGAGCGACUUCCGUGGUACAACUCAGAUCAAUUUUAUCCCGUGCGCAUGGGCGAGAUAUUCCACUCCAAAUAUAAAGUGGUGGGAAAGCUCGGGUACGGCGCACACUCUACAGUUUGGCUUUGCCGAAACAUGAAGUAUGUGGUACUUUCGGAUCUAGCCUCAUACAUCGCUGACUUCUUGAACGGAGAUACUGGCUUUGUGGCCAUAAAAGUCUGCAACCGACAAGUUGCCCAGUCCCCACGCAUUCAUCGAGAGUUGCGAUUUUACGAGCACGUCAGCACUCUCAAUUCGGAGCAUUAUGGCCAAGCCUACAUUCGUGGCCUCUUCGAGACAUUCACAAUUGACGGUCCCAGCGGUCAACACUUGUGCCUAGUCCACCCGCCGAUGCACAUGACGAUUGGAGAACUUCAGCGCCGGAAUCCGUCCCAUCGGCUCAAUAAGCAGAUUUUGAAGUGGACUCUGUUCAAUUUACUCAGCGCGCUCUCCUUUCUACAUGAUGAAGCUAAGGUGACGCAUACAGAUAUCAAUCCGUCAAACAUUAUGUUAACUGUCGCCGAUGAGUCUAUCCUCGAGAAUUUUGAAAGGGGCGAAAUUGAGGAGCCCUCGCCCAUGAAAGCCAUUGAUGACGUCCGCACAAUCUAUGGCUCCCGCAGUCUAGGUCUUCCAAAAGAUUCCCUGUGGGGCCCGCCGGCACUAUGUGAUUUUGGAGAGGCUCGAAUCGGAGGACCUCAUAAAGGACUUAUUCAGCCUGAGAUGUAUCGUGCUCCCGAAGUGUUGUUCAACAUGGAAUGGAACACAAGUGUUGAUACCUGGAAUGUUGCUGUCUUGGUAAAUAUGGGAUCUGUUUUUGAGAACCGACAUUUAUUUUAUGCCCUGGACGAAAACAAAGAGCCGUCAGCGACUCACCAUGUUGCUGAAAUGGUUGGAUAUCUUGGUCUCCCUCCUUUUGAGUAUAUACAACGAAGUGAAGUCACAAGGAAGGUUUUUGAUGAACAAGGUCGCUGGAAGGGCGCAGGCGGGGUAGAUGUGCCACUGCUCUCACUUGAAGAGUCGGAAGAGGUUUUGGAUGGUGAAGAUAAAGAACGAUUUCUCAAAUUCAUGAGAUCAAUGCUAAGAUGGCUACCGGAAGAGAGAAUGAGAGCUUCUGAACUUCUGAAAGACCCGUGGCUACAGGGAGAAAUUCCUUGA
Exophiala dermatitidis NIH/UT8656 is the source of this 1302-nucleotide messenger RNA. RefSeq names its product non-specific serine/threonine protein kinase. The transcript has 4 exons. The record is from RefSeq and is a predicted model, not a curated record. Lineage: Eukaryota; Fungi; Ascomycota; Eurotiomycetes; Chaetothyriales; Herpotrichiellaceae. The coding region runs from base 1 to 1302 and encodes 433 amino acids. Gene Ontology annotation, biological process: protein phosphorylation; spliceosomal complex assembly; regulation of mRNA processing. Gene Ontology annotation, molecular function: protein kinase activity; ATP binding.